AUGAUCAAAGAACAGGAAGAAAAGCGAGCUGAUUCGUCAGAAACCAGAGAUGGAACGGUGAAACUUCGGAAUCCACACAUUGAACUUUUUGAUCAGGAUAUUCUGUAUCAUAUAGCUUUAGGAAGCAAAUCUCAUGAUUUGGUGGAAAUGUUUGGGGAUGUUAAAUUUGUUUGUAUGGGUGGUACCCCAAAACGUAUGGAAACCUCUGCACAUUACAUCAUGGAGGAAAUUGGCUACAAAAUACCCACCGGUACCACUCUAAUGGAUAUCAGUCAGCACUCCUAUAGGUAUAGCAUAUAUAAAGUUGGACCUGUUAUAUCUGUUAGUCACGGCAUUGGAUCAUCCUCUAUUGGAGUUCUUCUACAUGAAAUGAUUAAACUGAUGUAUCACGCGAAAGCGGAAGACCCGAUUUUCUUUAGAAUAGGUACUUGUGGUGGUUUGGGCUUGGAGCCUGGUACCGUUGUUAUUUCUGAUGACGCCAUGAAUGGAUUGGGUAAUCAUUAUUAUUCUCUGCCAAUUUUAGGAAAAGUCCUCAAAAGACCAGUGAAGCUGGACAAAAAACUGGUGAGGGAAUUGAAAGCUUUGGUAGCCCAGGACGAUCCUUAUGACACUACAACUGGAACCACCAUGUGUGCAGAAGAUUUCUAUGAAGGUCAAGGAAGGAUCGAUGGUGCGUUUUGCGAUUACACCGAAGUAGAAAAACAAGAGUACUUGAAAAGUUUAGUCACGCAAGGAGUGAAAAAUAUCGAAAUGGAAUCGGUGCCUUUUUCUGCUCUCACCCACCAGGCCGGCAUCAAAGCGGCAAUUGUUUGUGUGACAAUAUUGAAUCGACUCAAAGGAGAUCAGAUUGCAGUUCCGAAAGAAGUGAUUACUCAGUACCAGCAACGUCUCCAAAUCCUUGCUACAAGAUACAUCAAAAAGUACCUUCAAACAAAGGACAGUUCGUGCUUGUUGAAAGGUUCCUUUGCAGUGGAAAGUCCCUGAAGGUUCAAGC
Ceutorhynchus assimilis (cabbage seed weevil) is the source of this 994-nucleotide messenger RNA. NCBI's taxonomy places the organism in Eukaryota, Metazoa, Arthropoda, Insecta, Coleoptera, Curculionidae. The record is from the annotation of a GenBank genome assembly.